Molecule: messenger RNA, 2037 nt
Organism: Zingiber officinale
Lineage: Eukaryota; Viridiplantae; Streptophyta; Magnoliopsida; Zingiberales; Zingiberaceae
Product: disease resistance protein RGA2-like
Exons: 1
Coding region: 1-2037 (678 amino acids)
Biological process (GO): defense response to other organism
Molecular function (GO): ADP binding
Source: RefSeq, a predicted model, not a curated record
AUGUCCGACCUCACUAAGGUUCUACAAACCGAAAUCGCAAUACACCUUACGGAAUUGCUUUGGAAGAGAACACAUCACGUCAUCAAGAGCCUGCGGAUGCACCGGAAGUCGAAGGUUCUUAUUGCAAAUUCUGGACUGGAGGAACUACUAGCAUUUCUUCGAUAUAACUGGUUCUCAAUGACCGACUACCUCUACAAUAAGAUCAGCAACAAAUUCCUGCAAGACUGGUUAUGGCGCUUUGAUGAUUUUUUCUACAUGACGGAGGACGUGCUCGACGACUUCGAAUUUAUGCUAUUCCCCAGUGACAAACCACAAGGCCGCGAUGAUUUUUCAGCAUUUGACGAAGCGAUGCAAAAGUUGCCGGAGGUCAUCGAUACGGCCGCUGACCUCUUCCUGGAAAUUACGGAUUUUAGGGUGGCGAGGAAGGAAUUCCCCAGAUUGUCUUACGAAGAAGUUAUGGAGAUGAGGACAAUACUAAAGAGGCCAGCGGCAUUCGAACAAGUCCAGAGCAGAGUAGAGAAGCCGCUGGCUACCAGUUCUGGACUCCCCACGUUGCCUUAUGAAGUCAGGGAGUUGAAAGGACGAGUUGUGGAGAAGAAUAAAAUACUAGAGGCGCUAUUUCACCGAGCAGAAGGAGAAUCUAAGAAGUUGCCUAUAUCGAUCAGUAUCUCCGGCCCGGUGGGAAUAGGAAAGACGGAUCUUGCCCGCGCUGUUUAUAACAGUGCACAAGUAGAAGCUGAAUUCGAUGUCAGAGCAUGGAUUUACAUGGGCAACCAUCAUCUUGACAAGUGGCUGACACUUCAAAGGUCAGAAUCUGACUCCGUCGACCAGCCGAGUAAGCUUCACAGAUCAUCAAUUUUGGACAUUUUGAAUAUCUUGGAAACAGAAAUGACAGCCAAGAAGGUGCUGAUCGUCCUGGACAACCUAGAGGGGAUGGGGGACGAAGUUGAUGUUAACAAUAUUAUCUACCAGUGCAGAAGAAAGGGUGCCAGAAUAAUAGUGACUACCCAAUCUGAAGAUGUAGGCAGAUUAUCUGCUGUGUGGUUGAAUGUGGAAUUGAAUGGGUUGGAAGAGGAAGAUUAUUUGGAAUUGUUCAAGGAAUGCGCACUCGGUGACAGAAAUCGCAACAAAUAUCCAGAGUUAGAAAAUAUAGUCGGAGAAAUAGCUAAAAGGUUUGGAGGAAAUCCCUUAGCUGCUGUGAUGAUAGGGCGUCACCUGAAAUGGCACCAAAGUGAAGAUCGCUGGAGGAUAAUCUCUCGUAGCAAUUUGGGCAUGAUUGAUCCAACAGAAAGUAACAUUUUAUCAGUGUUGAGACACAGUUACGAGAAACUACCUGGGGAUCAGAAGCAAUGUUAUCUUGCUUGUGCUCUGUUUCCCAAGAAUUAUCCUUUUAAACAAAAUCAGUUGUUUAAGAUAUGGAAAGCCAUUGGAUGUUGUUCACAUAUAUCUAAUCAGUCGUCUUGGACAUGGAAGAACAUUGAACCAUUUUUUGUCAGUUCAGCGAGAAAGGAUGGCGAGUUCAUUCUCCAUGCUAUUUUUCAUGAGCUUGCAGACUACAUAUGUGAUGGUGAGUUUUUUAGACUUGAGGAUGAAAUUAAGGAAGAAGAUGAUGUCGUACAAAUCCCAGACAAAGCCCGACAUGUGUAUGUUACAGCAGAUUACUCUGUCAAAGUUUAUCGAGUAUUGCAAGAGAAGACACACUUGCGUAGUCUUGUCAUCGGUGGAGUUCUAUCCUCUGAAGAACACAAGUCAAGCUUCAUGGGAUGGCUAGAAGAGGUGUUGCGAAAUUUGAAAGGCUUGAGGCUGCUGCUGAUCUAUGUGCUUCCAUCUGGGAAAUUGCCUGAUGCAAUUGGUGGUUUGAGACAUCUUCAAUACUUGGAAUUACCUAUAGACACAAUAACGAAGGAAUCAAUUCAAGAGCUUCCUGCUUGGUUAUCUGAUAAUCGAUUUGUUGGUUUAAGACGUCUUCUAAAUCUGAAGGCGCUAAGAGAAGCAAUAUUGAAGAAGGGAUCGAUUCAAGAGCAUCCAACUUGGUAA